AUAAAUAAACAGCCGCUCUACACGAGACCGAGACCUAGCCCACCUUUGUUAUUAAGUCUUUCGACUCUUUUUCUACAUACAUACCUAACCUUUUUUUCUCUUCUCUCUCAAUUUUCCUUUCUUUUCCCCCUUCCUUUUCUGUUACUUAGAAUUAAACUCUUGCUUUUCAUUUUCUUCAUUUCUGUGUAGAUUAACCACUCAAGUAUUUACCCUAAUUAUAAGCCUAAGCCCUAACCCAACUUCAUUACUGGAAAUAGCAUUUUUUAAGUGCACAUGGGAUCUCAUGUCAGGUUUUUUGUUUUUAUGCUUGUCUAAAAUUCUCUCUCAUAAGUAACAAACAUUUAGAAAUUUGAACCCGAACAGACGUACAGAGUCUGAGCUUUGUAGCUUUCAUGGAGCUUCAAGGACCUGCUUGUAAUUCUUCACCAGGAAGAUAGAGCUCAAAUCAACUAAAGCUUCACUCAGCUACCCGUUUCUGGAAACCCACCAACUUUGGCCGCCUUCGGAGAUUCGUAUGUAUGUAGUAGUGAAAUGAGAGAGAAUCACAUCAACAUGUACCACGGAUCAGGAUCAGGGCCUCUUGUUUAUUUCGCAGACUCGAUCUGGCGCCCAUUUAUGAAGUCACCUGCAAAAUCUUACGGUCUCUUCACCUUCUUCUUCGUCCUCGUCGUCGGCGCGUUGGUUUCCACGCGCUUGCUCGACACCACUACUAUUGCUGCCAGCGGCUUUGCUCAGAGGAGAAGUAGCACCAAAACAUACGUAUAUCCCCGAAAGCCAGAGUACAAGUUAAAAUUUCCACUCAACUGCACCGCUCUAAACCUCACUAAAACCUGUCCCAGAAACUACCCCACAACUUUUAAUCCAUCUGAAGAUCCUGACCCUUCAUCACCUCCCAUGUGUCCCCAAUACUUCCGUUGGAUCCAUGAAGAUCUCCGACCAUGGGCCCACACCGGGAUCACUCUAGACAUGGUUGAAAGAGCCCGACCAACCGCAAACUUCCGAUUGGUUAUACUUAAAGGAAGGGCCUACGUGGAGACAUAUCAGAGGUCGUUUCAGACAAGAGAUGUUUUUACGCUGUGGGGAAUCCUACAGUUGUUACGGAAGUACCCUGGUAAAGUGCCUGACUUGGAUAUGAUGUUUGACUGCGUUGACUGGCCCGUCAUCAAAUCAAAAAAUUUUGCUGCCCCUGAUGCUCCCGUUCCACCACCAUUGUUUCGUUACUGUAGCGACGAUCAAUCUCUGGACGUUGUUUUCCCCGAUUGGUCUUUCUGGGGAUGGCCUGAGAUCAAUAUAAAGCCAUGGGAGCCAUUAUUGGAGGAUCUGAAAGAAGGAAACAGAAGAAUGGCAUGGGAAAAUAGGGAACCGUAUGCGUACUGGAAAGGUAAUCCAGCAGUUGCCGAAACCAGGAAGGACCUUCUUAAAUGUAAUGUCUCAGACAAACAAGACUGGAAUGCUCGCGUUUAUGCCCAGAAUUGGGUCGAAGCAUCAAAGCAAGGGUACAAGGAAUCAGAUCUAAGAAGCCAAUGCAUGCAUAGGUAUAAGAUCUAUAUUGAAGGUUCUGCUUGGUCUGUCAGUGAGAAAUACAUUCUUGCCUGUGAUUCUGUUACCUUAAUAGUAAAACCCCAGUACUUUGAUUUCUUCACAAGAGGUUUAGUACCGAUGCGCCACUAUUGGCCCAUAAAGGAUGAUGAUAAAUGCAGAUCUAUUAAGUUCGCCGUCGAUUGGGGCAACAGCCACCAGCGAGAGGUACAGAAAAUGGGAAAGACAUCAAGCAGAUUCAUCCAAGAGCAGUUGCAGAUGAACUACGUGUAUGACUACAUGUUUCAUCUGUUAAGUCAAUACUCUAAGCUUUUGAGAUACAAGCCCACAAUACCUGAAAAAGCUGUUGAGUACUGUUCGGAGACAAUGGCUUGCCCAGCGGAAGGAUUACAGAAGAAGUUUAUGAUAGAAUCCAUGGUGACAGGUCCCUCAGAAACAAGCCCAUGCACGAUGCCUCCCCCUUAUGAUCCUCCAUCUCUUAGUACCAUUCUUAGGAGAAAUGAAAAAACAUUAACUCGGGUGGAAUCAUUGGAAAAGAAAUACUGGGAGUCGGAGAAUCAAACUAGGCAGUCAUAGAAAAGUUUUUCUUUUGUUUACUCUUUAUAGAAUAUAAUAUAUCUUCCUAGUGUAUAAUCUCACACUAUUCCUUGCAUUGAUAGAUUCUUUUAAUAAAUUAAUAAUCACAAAGAACUUUUUAUCUAUUCAAAACUAGCU
Molecule: messenger RNA, 2253 nt
Organism: Pistacia vera
Lineage: Eukaryota; Viridiplantae; Streptophyta; Magnoliopsida; Sapindales; Anacardiaceae
Product: O-glucosyltransferase rumi homolog
Exons: 6
Coding region: 532-2115 (527 amino acids)
Source: RefSeq, a predicted model, not a curated record